Molecule: messenger RNA, 2929 nt
Organism: Pungitius pungitius (ninespine stickleback)
Lineage: Eukaryota; Metazoa; Chordata; Actinopteri; Perciformes; Gasterosteidae
Gene: chtf18
Product: CTF18, chromosome transmission fidelity factor 18 homolog (S. cerevisiae)
Exons: 22
Coding region: 155-2908 (917 amino acids)
Molecular function (GO): ATP hydrolysis activity; ATP binding
Source: RefSeq, a predicted model, not a curated record
ACAACAAAAAAAGUUGCCGGGAAAACUGCCGCUCCGUCAAAGCGGCACCUGAAGUCGUGAAGGGAAUUCUAAAACAGGAAAGUGCGUUUCUAUCUCUGCAGAAUAAAAACACUGCCGUGUCGCCCGUUGUCUCGGCCACUCGCCCACAGGCGAUAUGGACGAAUAUGACGAACUGUUCGAGAUAGAGGACGACUUCGAGGACCAGUUCGCCGACGAGCUGGACGCGUUGGCUCAGCUGGAAGGUGAAUCGUCCUAUCAGGGUAAAGGUCAGAAGCAGGUUCCAAAAAGCAACAAUCCCGAUGUUGAGCAUCUGCUAGCCGAUCCGUCCACCACCCCGAAGGCCAAGCGGUCAAGGCAGGAAGCAAGAGUGUCCAAGCGUCUUUUCAACUCAAUUCAGACUCAAGAGAGCAAAGCCCCGUCACAGAGUGAUGACAUCACACCGCCGUCCUCUCCGGAGCAGUAUGAAACACCUGGCAACCACAGGUCGACCCCAGCCCUGUUGGAUAUUAGUGGCUUUGCAUCAAUCCCAGAGACUCCCCGGCGACCUCCGGCGGCGGCGGCAGCAUCGCUGCGUGUGCUCAAGCGGCCUCCUUUGGAGGGAGAGUACAUCAGUGUGACCGACUCGUCCGGGAGUCGGGUCUACCUCAGACAAACAGAAGACACGGGGACGAAGGUAGUAGACUGCAGACUGGUACCCAACUCCCAUGGUGCCCUGGGGCUGCUGGUGAUGCCCAUAGGUGUGUUGAGAGAGCAGGAGGCAGAAAAGCGCCACCAGCGAAUUAUGGAAGAAUCUCAGCGUGUCACAAGUCUACUGGCCAGCAGUGUGGACGACAUUCAUCCCGGCGAAGAGGACUACGAUGCCGAAGACACGGAGGGACAAACUUCUCGACUGUGGGUGGACAGAUUCUCUCCCCAACAGUACACAGAGCUUCUCAGUGAUGACUUUACCAACCGCUGUCUGCUCAAGUGGUUGAAACUUUGGGACACUGUAGUGUUUGGAAGGGAGAGGAAGUCCCGCCCUGUCCGCUCUGACAGGCAGGCUCCCAACCAGGACUCGUUCAAACCAAAUCAAGCCAAUCAGAAUGCUAAUCGCUUCAAGAGCAAGAUGGAGGUGACGGAGGAGCUGCUGGAGGCCGAACUGGACCAGUUCAAGCGACCAAAGAUCAAGGUGGCGUUGUUGUCUGGUCCUCCAGGUUUGGGUAAGACCACCCUGGCUCAUGUCAUAGCAAAGCAUGCUGGGUACAACGUGGUGGAAAUGAAUGCCAGCGACGAUCGCAGCGCAGAAGUGUUCCAGAAACGUAUCGACACAGCCACGCAGAUGAAGUCUGUUUUGGGAUCCAAUGAGCGGCCCAACUGCCUCAUCAUCGACGAGAUUGACGGAGCGCCUGCAGCCGCCAUCAACAUCCUGUUAGCGGUGCUGAACAGAAAAGACGCCCCCGGUAGGGAGGCUGGUGCAGAGACUACAAAGAAGAAAAAGAAGAAGGAGACCAUCCUGCUGCGGCCGAUCAUCUGCAUCUGUAACGACCUAUACGUUCCAGCUCUCAGACUGCUCAGGCAGCAGGCCUUCCUCCUGGUGUUCCCUCAGACUCAGCCUUCGCGGCUCACGCAGAGACUGGGAGAGAUUUCCCUCCAGCAGGGAAUGAAGGUGGACACGGGCACUCUGAUGUCGCUGUGCGAGAAGACCGACAACGACAUCCGGUCCUGCAUCAACACGCUGCAGUUCCUCCACGGUCGCGGCCACAAGCUGGUGAACUCCAAGACCAUCCAGUGUGUCUCUGUGGGGCAGAAGGACCAGAACAAAGGCUUGUUCCAUCUGUGGCAGGGAAUCUUCCAGUUACAGCGUCCAAAACGGAAGCGUAUUGGUGAAGGCUUUGACGAGGCGCCGGGGUCAGGAGGCGGAGCUCAGAGGUUCCAGCACAUUUUACAUCUCGCUUCAUCUAGUGGAGAGUACGAGAAGGUCUCCCAGGGUCUGUAUGAAAAUUACCUGUCCAUGCGCGUGAGGGACCCCAACCUGCACGGCGUGUGUGAGGCUCUGGACUGGCUGUCCUUCUCAGACAGGUUGAACCAUGUGAUUCUGCACGGGCAGAACUUCACUCUGAUGAGAUACCUGCCCUUCCUGUCCGUCACGUUCCACUUCCUGUUUGCCCACACGCACGUGCCCCGCAUCAUUUAUCCACACAGCCAGUACGAGGCCUCCUCCCGGCUCCUCAGCAGCAGGAACGCUUUGUCCACCAUGUUGGCCGACAUCCCAGCAUGCAUCAGAGCGAGGAUCAGCCAGCUCAACCUGUCCCUCGAUAUACUUACGCUUCUCCUCGACAUCAUCUGUCCCAAACUACGGCCCGUGAAUCCACAGCUGUUCAGCAGCAGGGAGAAGGAGCAGAUGCACGAGCUGAUCAACACCAUGUUGGCAUACAACCUCUCAUACCGGCAGGACCGCACGCCCGAGGGGCAGUACACCUACAUCCUGGAGCCGCGUGUCGAGGACGUGGUGCGGUUUCCGGGGCUUCCGCCGCGCCGCCAGCUGACGUAUCAGGCCAAACAAACCAUCAGCAGAGAGAUGGAGCAGGAGAAGAUGAGGAGAGCCGAGCAGCUGAUGCUGCAGCGAAACCCCCCGACGCAAAGAGAGGCCGAGAAGAAGAGCGCCGGCCCCACAUCCACCAGGAACCAUCAGCAGAGGCUGGAGAACAUCGUCAAACAGGCCACGGUGGAGAUCAGGCCGGAGGUGGAUUUCUUUGGUCGAGCCGUCGUCCCCAGACCCCAGAAACCGCCGCCCACCUCAGAGACCGGUGAGAAGUGUGUCGUCUUUUCUAUGGGGAAGGCGGUGGGCAACAGUGACGUGUGGUUCCGCUUCAACGAGGGCAUGUCCAACGCUGUGAGACGAAAUGUCUACAUCCGGGAACUACUGUAACACGCACACGCACGCACACAC